AUGAAACUAUUGGUCAGCAGUCUACUCUUGGUAUCACUCGUUGACGUUUCGAGGGCUUUCACGCCCAUCUGCGCCAAGCACUGGGCUUCGACGAAGGAUACGACCAUCCUUCUUCCUCACGCCACCGAGACUGAUGACGAUUGGUAUGCUGAUUUUAAUCCCGAUGAAUACAAAGAUUUGAACGCGGGUUAUUCGUCUUCUCCUUCUCCUUCGCGUUCUUCUUAUUCUUCAUCUUCAGGAGGGGGUGGAUAUGUGGACCACGAUUACCAUCGAGAUAUUGCCGCGGACAACUCCGAUGUGGAUCUCGAUACGGUGAACACUCUUAUUGCCGAACGUCUCCAGUUGAGAAAAACUGGAAGAUUUGAGGAAGCCGAUGCCAUGAGAGACCAACUCUUGGAAGAACAUGGUGUGACGGUUCGAGACAAGGAAGGGACCUGGCGAUCGGGAUGCUCUAGCAGAAGAGGAGGAGGUGGUGGUGGAGGACGAGGAAGAGGCAGUGAACGUGGCGGUGACCGUGGCGGCGGUCGCAGACCACCCCAGGAUUUCGGACCCAAUGGCCAUGAUUACAACUUGGCAGCAGACGCUGGACCGAAUGCAUCGACCUUGUCCGAACCAGAAAUUCAUCAAAUGCUGGCAGAACGUCUUGAAUGCAAGUUAAAUCGCGACUACAGGAAUGCCGAUAGGAUACAAGAAGACCUCCGCAACGCAGGUGUUGUCGUCAACGAUAGAGAAAAGAUGUGGAGGUCUGAUGGUCUUUUGUUUCAAGACAAUUCUGUUCGCAGAUACAAUCAAUCGCGUGAAUCAGCACCUACCGAAGAUUCGGAAGAGAUCCAAAGUUUGAUUAAUCAACGAUCCAAAGCAAAGGCCCAACGUAAUUACAAUGAAGCUGACGAGAUCCGUGAUACACUCCUGAAUGAGUUUGACGUUACCAUUGAUGACAGACGCGCCGAAUGGAGUGUUGGUGGUGCCUUUGGAAUGGUCACAGAACGUGUAAAUAAUAGGAAUCGUGGCUUUGAGAGAGCUCCUGGUUGUCCACCCACUGAAAAUGAUGCACAAAUUGCACAAAUGCUGGAAGAACGAGACGCUGCCAGAAGUGACCGUGAUUUUGACACGGCUGAUAAUAUCAAAGAGGAACUCAAGAUGAUGGAUGUUUACAUUGACGAUCGUAAAAAGCAGUGGUCCAUUGGGGGCGCCGAAGCAAAGAAAUCGGAUUCCUAUCAUCGCCGGGGUGGCGGGUCCUUGACCGAGAGCGAAGAGGCAGAAAUCACCAAUCUUCUCGCGAAACGAUUUGUAAACAAGAAAAAUCGACAGUUCAAGAGUGCCGAUGCGAUUCGAGAUCAACUUAAGGAACAAUACAAUGUACAGAUCGAUGACAGAAACUUUGAAUGGCAUGUUGUCACUGACGGCUUCACCAUGUCUCCAAGCUCCGCACCAGUCAGCGAAGAGACUCAAGAAAUCAUCGACGGUCUAGUGGCCGAGCGUGCACUUGCCAAGCUCAACAAGGAUUAUGAUACUGCUGAUUCCAUCAGAGAUUUGUUGAUGAGCGAGCAUAAUGUAUCGGUUGAUGAUCGGGUGAAGGAAUGGCAAGUUAUCUCUUCUUACGAAAGUGAAAGUCAGGACGAAAUCCGAGCUGUCGCUGUCAAUGUAGAGGCAGAUGUGGAGACUGAUUCCAGUAUUGAUUCCAUUGAAGAAAUUCAAGGGGAGCUUCAAGAGGAGCUUCAAGCGGAACUCCAAGAAGAGCUUCAGGAGGAACUUGAAGAGGACGACGAUGAGGAGGAUGAAGAAGAAGAAGAGCCAGAGGAAGCGGUCGCCAGUGCUGCUACAGAAUCCAUGGAAGAUUUAAAAAAGCUCACAAUCCCAAUGCUGAAGGACAAACUCCGUGAAUUGGAGCUACCAGUCGGUGGCAAGAAAGCGGAACUCAUCGAGAGAAUCUUGGGCGAAUAG
This is a messenger RNA of Cylindrotheca closterium, 1944 nucleotides long. The record is from the annotation of a GenBank genome assembly. Lineage: Eukaryota; Bacillariophyta; Bacillariophyceae; Bacillariales; Bacillariaceae.